Molecule: messenger RNA, 5156 nt
Organism: Cuculus canorus (common cuckoo)
Lineage: Eukaryota; Metazoa; Chordata; Aves; Cuculiformes; Cuculidae
Gene: GALR3
Product: galanin receptor 3
Exons: 3
Coding region: 2781-4010 (409 amino acids)
Biological process (GO): G protein-coupled receptor signaling pathway
Cellular component (GO): membrane
Molecular function (GO): G protein-coupled receptor activity
Source: RefSeq, a predicted model, not a curated record
UGAAUCGCUGCUGUUUUCAGCCCAAUGCAUGUGCACCCCCUUUCUUCCAGCUGCUUGCACACCUCCAUUGCACACCUGUACCACGCUCCUCCCCUCCCUCCCUCCUGCUGGUCCCCAGCCCAUGCCUUCUCCUCUCCCCUGGACUUCUGCAGGCAGCUUUGCCCAUGUCUCUGCUCCAGUCAGGGCAACCAGCCCAAGCAUUUUAAUCCUGUUCCAGCUGUCAGGUUCUCUCUCAAUGGGAGGGCAGUCAUAUGAGUGUCUCACUGCUCAUCCACAAGCAAGAGCAGCAGCAGCUUCCCUCCCCAGUGAUGCGCACAGUUGCAUGCACACAUGUGUUCCCCCUUCCUCCUCCUCUCUUCACCAGGAGCCCUGACCUCCCUCUCCCCUCCAUCUCUCCCAGGCCCCUUGGCAGCUGACCCCCUGCGCUCCUGUUUCUUCUCUGCCAGCUUCAAGGCCGAGCUCUGCAGCAAACUGCGGUUUGCACAGUAGCACAGGGAACGCUGGAGCCCAGGGAAAACAGGAGGGUCAGGUGAUGGCACACUGGAAAUGAAUAAUGCAGCGCUCACUGACUGACUGCAGGCGCUGUGUUAAUAUUACAUUCUCAGAGCCUCCAGCUCUUUGUUUCUUCAAGGCCUCCUGACUUAGAUCUCAUCUGUACCUCUUUGCGGCUUUCAGCCCAGAAAGCAAGACAACUUCUUGCUGUGUGGGACGUAGAGAUAGAUGCUACUUUUCAAGGGUGGCAGCCAGGCUCACUGACUCACUCCAGACUCAUCCUGUGCACUGCUCUGCUGGGCUUCCCCCCAGGUUUUGGGUUGUCACUCUCUGCACUAUGUGGUGUAGGUGUGGAAUUCCUGUAUCUCACCCAUUUUACCUCUACAUAGGAACUAUCCUGUCCCAUUCCAAUUCCAUACACACCCACCCUCACAAAUGCUUCCAGCUCUGUGUCCCUGCCCACCCCCAACUUCUACCCUCACUAGGCUGCCUCUUUGCAGUCCCAAAUCUACCCCUAUUCCUGUAGACACCCUCCAGCCCUUCUCAAUACCACUGUUUCCACCUUGAUCUGCAACCCACUUCACCUUACCACUUCCCCAGCCGCAUCCCCUUUCCCUGCCCUCUCUCCCUGCCCAGGCAGGCAGGGAUGCCCCAGCUUGGACUGAGACUGUUGGGGCUGAUACAAACAUGGUCUGAACCUGCUGUGAUGUGCUGCAAUUUUCCCAUCUGGCAUCCUUUGUCAGAGAUAAACGCUGCACAAGGACCUCUGCCAGUGUUAAUUCCUCUGCACUGAUGGGCACCCAGUGAAGAAGCUGCAUCCCCCUUACCCUCCGAGGCCUUUGACGAGAAACAGUAACGCCUGCAACCUCUUCCUGCUUCAUUUCUGGAGGUUUAUUUUCCUGUUUUUAUCCCUUGGCUCGCCGGCCCCAGAGCCCACAUCUUCCUUGCCACUGCUGCUGGACUGGAGGUCUCCCCGGAGCAAGCUGCAGGCCCUUCCUCACAGAGGUGAGUGCUGGCUUCCCAAACUGAGAGGUGGCCUUGGGCUUCUGAGGAGGGACACAUUUGUGCCUAAAGAUGGACCAGUUUUUGUGUGCGGUGCGUGCUCAUAGGGGGUCCUCUGCCCCAGCAAGGAGAUCCUAUGGGACUGGUUGGAGGAGCCAGAUGGUUACCAGUAGGACAUAGGGGAUCACAGAGCCAGAGAGGCUGGGAUGAGCUUUUGGUGUGAUAGAGAAUGGCUUCUGGGAAGGAGAAGUGGCAUGAACUAAGGGGUGGGGGAGCAUGGGGUGAAGGAGCUCGCAUAACCCAAAAAACAAGUUAAUUGCAUGUCAACAGUUGCUAGAUAACAGUGUCUUUCCCUCUUGGCUGCUGCUUAGCGAAGGACAGUUUGUUCUAAUCAAAGCACAACACAGAGAAGGCUCGUUAGGAGAUAGGCUCCCCGUUGGUGCUCCCGGCCUGAGUGCAGUGUUACUUAGGCUGGAGGAAGCUCUGCAGCAAAUCACAAUACCUUGAGCAGCGGUAAUAACGUGUUCCUUCACAAUGAUAAUCGUGUUGUGUUUCAGGUGGCUCUGAGGGCUCCCUCCCAUCCCCUCUUAGCUGCCACCAUCCAACCCAUGACCACCCCUCUGGAUCAGGAGGAGGUAGCCUUAGUUGCCUCUCCUCUGUGGAGCACAACUACUUCAAGAAAGGCAAAGUGCAGCCAGUUCCAGGAGGUGGUCCCAGGUGAAGGACCUCCCUUGGGGAGGGAGCCUGGUGGGAUGCUGCUGCUGCAAGAUGUGGCACUGCCCUGUGGUGAAGGUGCCAAGACCACUCACUGCCCCUGACUUUGCACCUGAGCCCUGUUGAACACCAGCCAGGAUUCAGGCUUGCCAAACCAAGCAAUCCCAAGAAGUUUGGGGUUGUAAGAGGAAUAUAAAGGAAUCCAGGUGAAAGGACAGGGGCUCCUUGAGGAGACUGGGAGCACAGGAGCUGCUGUGGUGGGGACAUGAAUGAGGGCAGGAGAAAGGGGUUUUGGGUACUCUCGAGCCAGGCAGACGUGGGCUGACUGAUCUCAAUAGCAUUCUUGCCAGUGACAUCAGGAGGCUCUUGAUGUCAUCAUUUAACCCGCUGGUUGGGAAUGGCAUCUCUGGGAGAAAAAUGUGUGUCAGACAAAGGCCAGGAUUGGCUGCCUUGGGACCAGAGGUCUGUUGGCUACUGUGGUCAACAGCAAGCAGCGACCCCUCGCCUAUGGCCAUGCACAGAUGCUGUGUCCUCCUUUCUUCCUGUGCAGGUCCACGUAGUCAGAUGGGGAGAUGCCAGCAGGCUGGAAUGCCUCCUCUGAAAGCCUGGAGCUGCGAGCUGCAGGGAUUAUCGUGCCAGUCAUCUUUUCCCUCAUCUUCCUUUUGGGCACUGUGGGGAACGGGCUGGUGCUUGCUGUGCUGCUACGGAAUGGCCAAGUCAAGUACAACACCACCAACCUCUUCAUCCUUAACCUGGCCAUGGCUGACCUGUGCUUCAUCAUCUUCUGCGUCCCCUUCCAGGCCACCAUUUACACCCUGGAUGGGUGGCUUUUUGGAGCCUUUGCCUGCAAGGCUGUGCAUUUCCUGAUCUACCUCACCAUGUAUGCCAGCAGCUUUACCCUGGCCGCUGUCUCCAUUGACAGAUACCUGGCUAUUCGCUAUCCGCUGAAGUCCAGGGAUCUCCGUACCUCCAGAAAUGCAGGAGUGGCCAUUGUAGCGAUCUGGUCACUGUCGCUGCUCUUCGCGGGGCCUUACCUCAGUUACUACCAGAUUGUCCAUUACCACAGGGUGCCCAUCUGCAUCCCCAUCUGGGAGGACCGGCGCCGAAAGAUUCUGGACAUCCUCACAUUUGUCUUUGGAUACCUCCUGCCCGUGAUUGUGGUGAGCCUGGCCUACGCCAGGACUAUCAAGUUCCUGUGGACGUCUGUAGACCCCAUAGAAAGGAUCUCAGAGUCCCGGAAGGCCAAGUGUAAGGUCACCAAGAUGAUCGUGGCUGUGGCCAUCCUGUUCUGCCUCUGCUGGCUGCCCCACCACCUGGUCAUCCUGUGCUUCUGGUUUGGUCAUUUCCCCUUCAACCGAGCCACUUAUGUUUGCCGCCUGGCUUCCCACUGCCUCUCUUAUGCCAACUCCUGCCUCAACCCCAUCGUCUAUGCCCUCAUCUCCAAGCAUUUCCGCAAGCAUUUCAAACAGGUCUUCACCUGCCUCUUCUUCCAGAACAAGCCCAGGAAGAAGAAGAGGAGAGUUGGAAAGAAAGUCCAUGUGGGCAAAGGUUUCACCAACAGCACCAAAGGUUUCUAUGGAAACAACACUGAAGUGACCCAGAUCCCAGAGAGGAACACCAGGAAGAGGGACCCUAAAGGUGCCAGUCGUGAUGCCAGAGUAUGGACUCACCACCUACAAGAUGCCAUGGUCUCUGUGCAGAAGGAGCAGCUGGAGGAGGGAAGUUUGGCAACAGCUGGCCAUCCCCUUGCAAUGACCCCUCCAAGAGAAACCGAGGACUUUCUUACAGUCCAUCACAGAUAAACAAAGUGAAGAAGCCUGUUUUCCAGCUUGUGAGUAGCCACUCAAUUCCAAAAUGGCCAGGAUAAUGGGAAGUAGAGAGGAAUGGACACAAUAGAGCCACAAAAACAUUCUGUGGCAAUGGUUAACCCAUUGUCCCCAAACACCUUCACUCACUGACCCAGAGCAUUCAUGUAGGAAUGGCAUAAUCCACCCAUACAAAUGCAGAGUGGAGGGACAUGACGUAAUGCAAAGGGACCUGAGCGGCGUUCCUGCAACGUGAUUUAAGGCCUUCAUUUCCCAAUUUCCAAACCUGCUAAUUCUGUGCAGCACCUUGAAACUCUAAGAGAGAGGCAAUUAAAAUGAAACCAUCCUGGUAGGAAAUCCAGGCUAUUAAGGGCACAUCACAGCAUGUGUGGGAGAGAUGGGCAGAGCCCAUGGAGACCUCUCCCUGUUGGGGCUGGGGUGCUGUGCCCAGCCCCAAGAAGUAAAACACUGUGCCCUGCCCACACGUGCUUUUCCCAUGGUCCAGGAGCAGCCCUAACCCACCUCCAUUCCUUUCUCGAGCCCUGCAUCCAGAUCAGAGGGCCUUUGCCAGGCUGUCUCAUGGGCAAGGAAGUCAGCCGUCUAUGCCAACAGCUCGACAAUGCAAACUCUUCAUCAGUUGCUAGUCAUACUCAAAUGAUUUAUGCCAUGGCAGGUGAAGAUUGGAAAGGCUUGUGUGCUGACACCUCUGUGUACCACCCCUCUGACCUGUGGCUUCUCUGAAGUUCAAGGAGGAAAGGACUGUCUGUCCAGUCUCUUUCCACCCUGCCCCACCACAAAUACCCACCGGAGAAUGCUUCCCAGAGCUUUUUCCCACCUGGCUUUACAUCAAGCAGACCCUGCAGGGCACUGUCCCACUUCCUAAUGCUGCUUACAGUUCAAAUGUCUUUACAGAUAGCCACCCUCAGUUCUUCACGAACAAACCUGGCAACUCCUUCCACCACUUGUGACCCGCCUUUUUGCUUACUUUCUGUUUGCCUUUUGCAGAUUCCUGAGCGGUCCUGUCUCCUCUUUGAACUUUCCUUGCUACUCAGGGUUUCAUCCUUCCCUUCUGGGGCCGAAGGACCUGUUGGUCUCUGAGCAGUGAUAUUAUUCAUUGAUAUUAACCCUGCGUGUGUGGUUUAG